Ochotona curzoniae (black-lipped pika) is the source of this 2030-nucleotide messenger RNA. RefSeq names its product dihydrouridine synthase 3 like (gene DUS3L). The coding region runs from base 1 to 1953 and encodes 650 amino acids. NCBI's taxonomy places the organism in Eukaryota, Metazoa, Chordata, Mammalia, Lagomorpha, Ochotonidae. The record is from RefSeq and is a predicted model, not a curated record. Gene Ontology annotation, molecular function: metal ion binding; flavin adenine dinucleotide binding; tRNA dihydrouridine synthase activity. Gene Ontology annotation, biological process: tRNA processing. The transcript has 13 exons.
AUGGCGGAGGGCACUGCAGAGGCCCCGGCCGAGGGCGGGGGCGGCGGCGGCGGCGGCGAUGCGGCGGCCGGCGCCUCGGACCGGGCCGUGGUGUCCAUCAAGUCCCAGUUCCUCACCACCAAGGAGAGUUUUCAUGAGUUCCUGGAAGCCAACAGGCCGGGGAAAGCCCGUCCGAAGGAGGAAGAGGAGAAGGAGGAGGAGGCCGCACACGUGGAUGGCGGAGACCCCGAGGGCGAGCCCGAUGCCAAGCGCAUCCGCCUGCAAGAUGGGCAGCCUCCCGUGGGGGCGGCCCCUGGGGCCCGGCAGCAGCAGCAGCAGCAGAAGAAAGCCCGCGGCCAGAACAAGAGCCGGCCGCACACGAAGCCCACCAAAUACGAUCAGUACCGACUGUGCCCCACCGUCAUCCAGGAGUCGGCGUCCUCCUGUCUCUUCGGCGACCGUUGCCGCUUCCUGCACGACCUGGGCCCCUACCUAGAGACCAAGCCGGCCGACCUGGGCCCCCGCUGCGUGCUCUUCGACACCUUCGGCCGCUGCCCCUACGGUGUCACCUGUCGUUUCGGCGGCGCCCACCUGGGCCCCGACGGCCAGAACCUGGUGCGGGAAGAGGUGGUGGCGCGCUGGGCGCAGGCCACCCCGAUCCGCAACGGCCUGGACAAGGCCCUGCAGCAGCAGCUGCGGAAACGCCUGGUCCGCUUUGAGGCGGCCGAGCAGGCCCUGCAGCAGCUGAGCCCUGGCGGGGGCGGUGGUGGUGGUGAUGGUGGUGGCGGAGGCACCGGGGGUCCCGGGGACACUGGGGGCACCGGGCAGGAGUCCCCCGCGGCCUGCAGCAGCCCCGUGCGCACCUGCGGACCACUCACCGACGAGGACGUGGUCAAGCUACGGCGCUGUGAGAAGAAGCGGCUCGACAUCAACGGCAAACUGUACCUGGCACCCCUUACCACGUGUGGGAACCUACCCUUCCGCCGGAUCUGCAAACGCUUCGGGGCGGACGUGACGUGCGGGGAGAUGGCGGUGUGCACCAACCUGCUGCAGGGCCGGACCUCCGAGUGGGCCCUCCUCAAGCGGCACCAGAGCGAGGACCUGUUCGGGGUGCAGCUGGAGGGCGCCUUCCCCGACUCCAUGACCAAGUGCGCCGAGCUGCUGAACCGCACGGUUGAGGUGGACUUUGUGGAUGUGAACGUGGGCUGCCCCAUCGACCUCGUGUACAAGAAGGGCGGGGGCUGCGCCCUCUUGAACCGCCCAGCCAAGUUCCAGCAGAUUGUCCGGGGAAUGGACCAGGUGCUGGACGUGCCGCUCACAGUGAAGAUCCGCACGGGCAUCCAGGAGCGCGUGAACCUGGCACACCGCCUGCUGCCCGACCUGAGGGAGUGGGGCGCAGCCCUGGUGACGCUGCACGGCCGUUCCCGGGAACAGCGCUUCACCAAGCUGGCUGACUGGGGCUACAUCAAGCAGUGCGCGGUCGCCGCCAGCCCCAUGCCGCUGUUUGGCAAUGGGGACAUCUUGUCCUACGAGGACGCCAACCGCGCCAUGGAGACGGGCGUGGCAGGGGUCAUGAUCGGCCGCGGUGCCCUGCUGAAACCCUGGCUCUUCACGGAGAUCAAGGAACAGCGACACUGGGACAUCUCUUCGGCCGAGCGCCUGGACAUCCUGCGCGACUUCACCAGCUACGGCCUGGAGCACUGGGGCUCCGACACGCGCGGUGUGGAAAAGACACGGCGCUUCUUGCUCGAGUGGCUGUCCUUCCUGUGCAGGUACGUGCCCGUGGGCCUGAUGGAACGCCUUCCCCAGAGGAUCAAUGAGUGGCCGCCAUACUAUCUGGGCCGGGACUACCUGGAGACGCUCAUGGCCAGCCAGCAGGCCGCCGACUGGAUCCGAAUCAGUGAGAUGCUCCUGGGCCCGGUGCCCCCCAACUUUGUCUUCCUCCCGAAGCACAAAGCCAACGCCUACAAGUAGCUGGGGGCCACCACGCCGCCCCCCCGGCAGCUCCCCACGCCCGUGAAGGACCAAUAAAUUUUAUUCUUUUAAAACCA